Messenger RNA from Penicillium nucicola, 717 nucleotides. RefSeq lists its product as uncharacterized. Bases 1 to 717 code for a protein of 238 amino acids. The transcript has a single exon. Lineage: Eukaryota; Fungi; Ascomycota; Eurotiomycetes; Eurotiales; Aspergillaceae. The record is from RefSeq and is a predicted model, not a curated record.
AUGUUCACUUCGACAAUCUUCACCGGCCUAAUUCUGGGCCUAGCCCAAGUCCCAAGCAGCUUCGCGCUGCCAGCAGCUGAAGCCACCCAAAAUGACUUCACCAUCAGCCAUGUCGCAUCAGACUACUUCCCGCACUCGAAGAGCGACCUCAGCGCCUUCGAUGUGGACGUCCGCUACGUGGGCUAUACGCCCGCAACGCAAGCCUGGCUGACAUCCCUGGAUCCGCACAGCGGCUCCAGCGAUGAAGACAAGGCACGCAUGCUCACCGAAGCAGCCUAUGCAAAGCCCUACGAUGACAAUGACACCGACAUGGCAAGUGACGUACAGGCCAUGCUCGCCCGCAUCGCCGGUAACAGCACCACCACCAGCAGUAGCAUCCAGAAGCGAUCUACCUUCUCGACCAGUGCUGCGCAUGCCGUUGUCUGGACAGCAUGCGGCGCUUUCUUUUCUUGUGUCUCUGGUCAGACUUGCACCUUCAGCGAGGAUAUUCAGAAGGCCCCGCGCAGCCACUGUGAGUCGCAUGGUGGGUCUAACUGCUGCAUCAGUUGGUCGAACUAUAACGUUCGUGCUGGAUUCUUUUCUACUACUUGGACCACUUGCAAUGAGGAGGUUGCGGCUGAGGGGAAGACUAGUGCUUCCUGUGAGGGCUAUGGCAGCAGUGAUCAGGGGGUGAUGUCUGUCUUAGCAACCGGGCUAGUGGUUGUACUUAGGGUUUAG